Molecule: messenger RNA, 1492 nt
Organism: Medicago truncatula (barrel medic)
Lineage: Eukaryota; Viridiplantae; Streptophyta; Magnoliopsida; Fabales; Fabaceae
Product: type III polyketide synthase B
Exons: 2
Coding region: 174-1346 (390 amino acids)
Biological process (GO): polyketide biosynthetic process
Molecular function (GO): acyltransferase activity, transferring groups other than amino-acyl groups
Source: RefSeq, a predicted model, not a curated record
AACUUACCUCCCAACUAACACACAUUUACCUAUUUUAAAUCUGUCACGCUAUUACUCCCAACAUGCCUAGAAGACUAUAUAUAGUCCUAUUUAAUUUCUCUAUUCAAGGUGUUGUGGAUAACAUUCACUGCAUAGAAAAGUAGACACAUUUGAUCUUUGCAAAAAGAAGAAAUAUGGGAGAUGAAGGUAUAGUGAGAGGUGUCACAAAGCAGGUUACCGCCGGGAAGGCUACUAUAUUGGCUCUUGGCAAAGCUUUCCCUCACCAACUUGUGAUGCAAGAAUAUUUAGUUGAUGGAUAUUUUAGGGACACUAAUUGUGACAAUCCUGAGCUUAAGCAAAAACUGGCUAGACUUUGCAAGACAACCACAGUGAAAACAAGGUAUGUUGUUAUGAAUGAGGAGAUACUUAAAAAGUAUCCCGAACUUGCUGUCGAAGGCGCCUCCACCGUAAAACAACGACUAGAGAUAUGUAACGAGGCGGUGACGCAAAUGGCAAUCGAGGCUUCCCAGGUUUGCAUAAAGAAUUGGGGUGGAUCUUUAUCGGACAUAACUCAUGUGGUUUAUGUUUCAUCCAGUGAAGCUAGGCUACCCGGCGGUGACCUUUACCUAUCAAAAGGACUGGGACUAAACCCUACUAUUCGACGAACCAUGCUCUAUUUUUCGGGAUGCUCAGGAGGUGUGGCUGGUCUACGCGUUGCGAAAGACAUAGCUGAGAACAACCCUGGAAGUAGAGUUUUGCUUGCUACUUCUGAGACUACAAUUAUUGGAUUCAAGCCACCAAGUGCUGAUAGACCUUAUGAUCUUGUUGGCGUAGCACUCUUUGGAGAUGGUGCUGGUGCUAUGAUAAUUGGUUCAGACCCAAAAUUGGAAACUGAGAUGCCAUUAUUUGAGCUACACACUUCAGCUCAAGAGUUUAUACCAGACACAGAGAAGAAGAUUGAUGGGAGGCUGACGGAGGAAGGGAUAAGCUUCACGUUAGCGAGGGAACUUCCUCAGAUCAUUGAAGACAACGUUGAGGGAUUCUGUGACAGACUAAUGGAUGCUGUUGAGUUGGAGAAUAAGGAGUAUAAUAAGUUGUUUUGGGCUGUGCAUCCAGGAGGGCCUGCGAUAUUGAAUCGCGUGGAGAAGCGACUUGAGUUGUCGCCAGAGAAGCUGAAUGCUAGCAGGAAAGCUCUUAUGGAUUAUGGAAAUGCUAGCAGCAAUACCAUUAUUUAUGUGCUUGAGUAUAUGCUAGAUGAGAGCAAGAAGAUUAGAAAGGAAGGAGGAUAUCCUGAAUGGGGUUUGAUACUUGCUUUUGGACCUGGAAUUACUUUUGAGGGGAUUCUAGCAAGGAACCUAUGUCCUUGAACCUCCUAACAACCGUGAUACAAGGCUUAUUAAAAUUAUUAUUAUAAUAUAUUAUCAUACAUAAGAUGUAUUUGUGAGAUCAUCAAGGUCAAAAGCAAAUUGAGAACUUUAAUUAAUGAUCAAAUGAAGAAGACUUUUUUAGUAUA